This is a messenger RNA of Strigops habroptila (Kakapo), 2920 nucleotides long. RefSeq names its product ependymin related 1 (gene EPDR1). The record is from RefSeq and is a predicted model, not a curated record. Gene Ontology annotation, biological process: cell-matrix adhesion. Gene Ontology annotation, cellular component: extracellular region; lysosome. Gene Ontology annotation, molecular function: calcium ion binding. NCBI's taxonomy places the organism in Eukaryota, Metazoa, Chordata, Aves, Psittaciformes, Psittacidae. The transcript has 3 exons. The coding region runs from base 32 to 712 and encodes 226 amino acids.
GGCCGGCCGUGCGCGGAGCGGGGCGCGGAGCAUGGCGCGGGCGGCGGCCGGGCUGCCGCGGCCGAUCCCGGGGCUGGGGCUGGGGCUGGGGCUGGGGCUGGGGCUGCUGCUGCUGGGCGGCCUCCUGCUGCGGGGCGGCGCGGCGGCGGGGGCCGGGGUCGAGCCGUGCCAGGCGCCGCGGCAGUGGGAAGGGCGCACCGUGACCUACGAGCACGGCACGGGCCGCAACACACGGGCCGCCGUCUCCUACGACGGCCCCAACCAGCGGCUCCGCGUCCUGGAGGAGAGGAAGGCGCUCAUCCCCUGCAAGAAAUUCUUUGAGUAUAUAUUCCUCUACAAAGAUGCAGUGAUGUUUCAGAUUGAACAAGUUACAAAGCUUUGCUCAAAGGUUGCUCUGACAGAGCCAUGGGAUCCAUAUGAUAUUCCUGCCAAUUCAACUUACGAAGAUCAGUACUACAUUGGGGGACCUGGAGACAAAAUUAUGGUACAGGAAUGGUCUGACAGAAAACCAGCCAGGAAAUUGGAAUCGUGGGUUGGCGUUUACACAGUGGCAGACUGUUACCCUGUACAGGAAACCUACACGAAGAACUACAGCGUGACAACCUCCACUCGCUUUUUUGAUCUACAGUUGGGCAUUGCUGACCCCUCGGUGUUCACCCCACCCAGCACCUGCCAGACAGCCCAGCCAAGGAAGAUGGAAGGUGAAUGCUGAUGAUGGACUCUGGCUGCCCCUGGCAAACACAUAUUAGCCAAGAGGAUGGUUUAUUAAUAGCUCCUGACAUCUAACCUUAUUUUUCAAGCUUAUUGUGGCUUUUCUGGGAAUUACAAGUUUUCACUUGAAAGAGAACAUAAACAUCUAACUGAGUAAAAUAUGUAACACAGAAGUUCUCUUUCAUCACGUUAAUCUGUUCAGUGAUGCACUUGCAGUAUUGUAUAGUGACCACUAAGAUAAUAUUUAUAGAUAGUAUUUAUUUAAGCUGUGGCUGAUUUUCCUUUUAUAAAGGUUUGGUUAUUUAUUUUUUCAAGAAGACAAAGCGUAAGCAGAAUGCAAUAAUGGGAACAUCUAGAAGGAAGAGCUAGAUUUUGUUGUUGUUGUUGUUACUUCUGGGGAUUUGAGGGAAGGGGAAUAUGCUCUGGGUAAGACCUCAUCCCUAACUGAAAAAUACCCCGUUUUAAACAAUACACAUCAAAAGUGUGGAAAUCCAUUCUAUUGGUUUAGUUUUGCUUUGUGUCUUUUAUUUACUGCCCAUCAGGAAGCUGGUAUCCAAUGUUUGAGCUGAUUUUUUUCUUUCUGAAGAGAAACUGGUGUAACUAUUCAUGUAAUGCUAGCUGACACGCAAAAAAUACUUGCCUGGUUCUUGGGAUAAUGGUGUGAAAGGAAGGGAAAGAGAGAGAGGGACACCCCCAAAAAAGGAAGCCAAAGUUUUCUUGUGUUUACUACACUUUUGGUAUUCCAGGAGUGCACGAUGAGACAUUUUUCAGUCACAUUUUACUUCAGCACUCACUUUUCAAGACAAUACUAGUUUUAACCUAUGCAAAGAGAUUGAGAGCUACUGCGUUCUAAAUGGCUUUAAUCUUUUGUAACUAUUUUCAGAAGUUUCUAUACUCAAAAGAGUAUAAAAACACCUUUAUAAUUCCAGGUAGAAGUGAAAAAAAGCCGUUCUUAGUAUGUAAUUAGUCAAGGCUAAUUCAGUGUUCACACAGUGCCUGGUGAUGCAGGUGGAGUGAAAGAUGGAGCUGUGCGACCAGUGUGGGGAGCUGGGAAGAGGAAUGAGAGCGAGAGGGAGAAGUUUUGGAUGUCCCCUGCGCAGUGUGGCUGCAAGCUACCACAAUCCAAGCAGAAAUGACAAUCUUGCUUCCUUUUGCUCCCACUCCAUUGAUGUCUGCCUUAUUUGCUGCUCCAUCAGCAUCUCAAACCUCAGUUAUUAACUCUGCAUCCUCUUCCGGUGGGCAGAGUGAAAGUUUCUUUAAGGUGAAUAAAUAACUAACCAAAAAAAGCUUGUUUUCUUUUGCUUUAGAGAACUCAAACCACAUCUUUGUGCACCUUCAGGCCCUCAGAAGUGUGGAAUGGUGAUGGGUUUUGCCGUUUUACCAAAUGAAAUGAAUUGGCUUAUUCUGUAAGUCUAGGCAUGCCUUUUAGUUAUUUGCAAAUAUAUUUAAAGCCAUAUUCUUGUCCUCUUACACAUGUAGAGUACUUGUUUGCUUCAGAAGUUGUCUGACUGCAAACAGUGCCACAGUGGGAGCUUCGGUGUCUCUGGAGAAGAGAUGCUGGGAAAGGCUUUUAGUGCUUUAUAUGCUCAUAGCUUCUUGUACGUGAGCAAGUGGUACAGCAGUUAUUUUGCUUUCACAGCUGUGGUCAGAAUGGCAUUUUACUUUGCCUUCUGCCUGAUGAAAGCAUAUACACAUAACUGCUAAAAUGUAGGUAGCUGAUUAGAACUUUUCCCCUCGACAUGACCAUUCCAAUGAAACUUGCUAGCGGAAAGAAAGAUUGGGUUUCCUUGGAUUUAGAGUGCAUUUAGUCUGUGCUCGCCUUCUGUAUUUUUUGUGACAACCUAAAUGCUAACUGCAUAUUGUUCUCAUUAGGGCAAUGAUUAACACACAUUUCUUAAUAUCUGUGUCUUGCUGGAAUCUGGAAAAUAUAAUAAAUCUGGCUAGCAAACAUGAAGCUGUGGUACUGCAUCGCUUGGGAUGACUUUGUUGUGGUACAGCAGAUAGCUGAGUAAUCAGGGUGUUUGUAUUAUGUUUUGCUGACAUUGAUAUCAUUUCUAGCAAUAACACUAAAUGUUCCUUUAAUAUGAAUUUGCAAAAGUCUGGUACAGAGAACAGAGCAAUUUUACAUGGCUAAGUAAGCACCUCUAAAAAAUCCUGUUGUCUUCAUAUUUAUGCUUUGCAAAUUCAAUAAAGAGAGUUGUCAAAGAGA